Microthlaspi erraticum is the source of this 621-nucleotide messenger RNA. NCBI's taxonomy places the organism in Eukaryota, Viridiplantae, Streptophyta, Magnoliopsida, Brassicales, Brassicaceae. The record is from the annotation of a GenBank genome assembly.
AUGAACUGGAAGACCAAUUACAAUAUCCCGGAGGUGUUAUUGGAUGAUAUAACCCACACAUUUAAAACUGUACUUCCGUUGCCUAACAAAACUCCUGAAUCAUACUACGAGACGAAGAAGUUAACCCGGUCGCUAGGGUUUCCAUGUCAUAAGAUCGAUGUUUGUGAGGAUAACUGUAUGCUAUUCUGGAAGGAAGAAGACCGUGGAUUGGUUCAAUGUCGGUUUUGUGGAAAAGCUCGGUACCAGUCAAACGUGGGUCGGUCAGGGAAAAAGAUACCAAAGCAGAGAAUGUUUUAUCAACCGAUUGCAGAUCGGUUGAAGCAACUGUACCAAUCAAAGACGACUGCUUCACAAUUGAGAUGGCAUGCAGAACAUUUGUCCCCUGAAGGAGAAAUGCAUCACCCGUCAGAUGGUAAAGUAUGGAAGCAUUUUCAGAAGACGUACAAUGUCUCAAGGAAAGAAAAUUUCAAGAUGCGUGCUGCCUUGAUGUGGACAAUCAGCGAUUUUCCGGCAUACGGGAUGCUAGCUGGAUGGAUGACACAUGGCAGGCUGGCUUGCCUAUACUGUAUGGAUGAGACAAUCGGUUUGGUUGCCAAAUGGAAGAAAACACAGCUGGUUUGA